AUGGAUGGCAAACCCGUUGGACGAUUAAAUCCGUCAGAGCCAUUGCAUAUGACAACACGCCGUGCCGCAGCGAAAGUCAAUGCAAAUACUUCCCCUUCCACGAAUGGCUCCGUCGGCGACGAUGAUGCUCGUCGAGCCUCACUUGACGAUGCUCGUCCAGUUGCCUCAUCGGGUCUUGGCAACCCUGGCAGACGAAACCCUGGCGAGUUAAUGAACGGAAUCUCCGACAUCAACACGUCUUUCGGAGCACAUCGAUCUGUAGACCGUCCAUCUGGCAAAGUCAAAUCCAAACCCGUCUCAUCGCCGUCGAAACAAGCCAAGAUGCACGAAUCGCCUUCGCCAACAAGAAAGCGUAAGCGAUCAACGCCGCCCACGCCAGAACGAAUUCCUUACGGCCUGGAAUAUGCCUUUCCACACAUGCGCGAAACGAAUCUGGAUGCCUACUUGGAUGACGACAAGGAUCGUGUCGUUGUCGUCCCACCGGAGCUUUUGUCGGAUCGCGAAUCAGAAGACGACAGCUCGGAUGAGCACGAAAUUGAAGAUUAUCUGGCUGCGACACAAUCGACUGAGAUCACUCCAGCAGCUACACCCGCUGCAUCGGAACCUGUCUCACCAGUCUCCGAUGAAUCACAGCCAACACCUCUAUAUCCAUCCAAGCAUGUUGACGUUAUUAUGGCCGACGCCGAUCAAAUGCUGGAAGGCGAGGAAGCAGACGGCGGCGAUGAGCUUGCAGACGCCGAUGACGGCCUCGAUGAAGAUGAGGUUGAGGUGGAAGAUGAAGACGGCCAAAGUCACGUUGGGCGCAAGAAGCGGCCUUAUGGUCGACGACGAGCGGAACAUCCCGUCCCUGAAGUCGAAGCACGAAUGCGGCGUCAACAGCAGCUCAAACAAGCAUAUCGCUACAUCAGUCGUGCCUUGAAGCCGAUUCUCGCAGAGAUUGCGGACAAGACCGUCGAGGAGCUGGAGACCAAACCGACCGUGCAUGAAGAGGUUCCCGAAUAUUGUGGAAACGAAGAAGAGGAAGGCGUGCAGCAACUACUCGACCAGUAUCUGACGAGGAGGAAAGCGCAACUGGAGGCCCAGCGGGACUUCUGCCAAGCACAGCUGCGCAGGACUUUGGAUGGGGAGAGGCAAGUCCGAAAAGCAAGGUGCGAGAACGACAUUGAGAAUCGUCGGGAGCAUCAAGUCGACACGCUACAUCAUGAUUUCCUUCUGAUUGCACGCCAAGCUCAACUGGAUGCCGGCAACGCUUCGUACGAGACAGAAGACGAGGACGAAGAUGUCAUACCGAAAUUGAAAGGCAUGGCCUAUCGCUGGAAGAGGAAGGCUGCACUGGAUCCUGCGUACGAUUCAAGAAGUCGACUCGCAAUGGAAUCCGAAAAUGCGAUACUCGACCUUCAACGUCGUCUUGACAUGCACAACAUGCUUAAAAAUCUGGACGAUGACGAGAAGACAGAAGAUGCUGCUGAGGGGUUCACAGUUAUGGAAAGUACACCUCGUGAAGCAGCUCUGGCUAGGCGUCAGAAUCUCUUAAAUACCUCCAUUCUUGCUGAAGCCGCUGCCUCUGUCGAGCGAGAAGUCCCGGUCAUUCCCAACGAACAAGCUCUUGGUUUGCAACUCCUCGGAGAUCUUGCUUCGCGACCUUCGAUCAGGGCCACUGCACCUCCACCACCGUUUGCACCAUUUGGACCCCAGCUGUUGAGACAACCACUCGCUGGGCCGCCAAUACCUGCUCAGAUGCCACCGCCUCCACCUCUACGUCCACCGAUUAGCUUUGAUCGCGAGGCAGAUGAAGGUCCCAUCAGAGCGACCAUGUCUCCUAGGACUGAGAGAUUCGUCAAUGAGCGUGGUGGGCUUCCUUUUCUGCUGCAGUCACCUCUCCGACAGCAAAGCAUGGCGGAGUCGCGGCCGAGCGAGCCACCCUUGCCAUCCCCUUCACGCUCUAGCCGUGGUAGCACAGCCCAACCGGUCCCGCUGCAAGCACUUGUCUCCGAGAGCCGUAACCACCCGCUGCUCGCCUCGCCACAGCAUCAGAGACACACGUCGACCGACUCCUUCGACCGGUCUUUCGCUGCACGCGACCGAUCAGAGUCGUCCGUACCCGGGGCGUCUGACAGAGAAGAUUCCUCCUGGGAGAAGUAUAGACGUCCACUUACGGCAGGCUCUCACUCAAGAACUCCAUCAUAUCAGGAUCGCGCCGUUCAUGAAUUCUCUCACGGAGGCCCGCUGAGCAUUGAGCGCAUCGCUACUCAGCCUGAAGAGAGUCCUGUACCUCGGGCAUCGACUCCGCCUCAUCAACCUGCUCUGGCAUCUCAGGGCCAACUUGAAGCGUUUCCGCAGCCCUCGCCGCUUGGUGCUUUGGAGCUAGCUUUACAAGCCUCUCCGGUGCCUGCCGCUGUUACGACCUCCGUAAUGUCGACACCCGUGCGCACAGCGGAAGAGAAUCACCCGGCACAAGGAUUCACGAGAGACGAAUCACCUACGCAUCCUCCCCAUCCUCCAAAGACUUUACCGAAGUGGGAUCCACCAAGCAGCGAAGGCGCAGCGGACUCUCGAUCACAGGACGAAGGCCAGGCUUCAGAGGAGCCCAAACGAGACCUGAGUCUAGAAGUACCCACCAAGAAGUCUCGAUCGAGAGCUUCAUCUCUUGGACAGUCUACCAACACAGAUGUCAGUGGCAGCCAGGAUGGAAGCAAUGCCGACAGUGCUGGGGCUCGACGGCCGCAAAGAGACAGCUCGAAGGGUCGUGAGAAGUUCAAACCCAACAAAUCUGAUCGCCAUGGCCUAAGCAGAAAGCAACACAAGGAGAGGAGGAAAGGCGCGAGUCACACUACGUCUUUGGAUGGUGGCCAGAUGCUUCGUUUCCGGCUCAAUACCAGCGAGCCCACCAAAAGUCCUGCCUUCACGAGUGGACCUCCUACUGGAACACCGCACACCACCCAUCCUGGCUUGACCCCCUACCCACCUUUGCCUGCCUACAACGAGCCCCAGCACCAACCCUUUCCUCAACCAGGACCGCCACCGCCACCUCCAUCACCACGCUAUGGCUACGACCACAGUCAAUACUAUGGUGGUCAUCGCAACAGCUUGCCAGGACCUACAGGUGUCCCAGCUCCACCGUGGCCACCGCAUCCGCCUAGUCCUGCUUAUGGGUUGCCGCAUGGCCUACCACAACAUCCUCCCCCUCAUCCGCAUCCAGGGUGGUCUGGCUCUCCAUCGAAUGGUUUAGGACCUCCGCCUCCAGGACUAGGACCACAGCCGCCCGCAGUUGCCUCCCAUUCACGGUAUCAAGGACCCGCCAUCGCGCCAGCCACUCCAGACUCACGAACCUUGGGCUACGGCGGCACACGUUCAGCUGGUGGGAAUCACCCUCCCGCUUUUGCUCAGCAGCUGCGGAAUAACGAGAGCAGUGGCAGUCGACGGAGGACUCAGUCGGAUGUUCGAGGAACGAAAUUUCAUCACUACCCCGGACCUCGUCAUAAGGAUUCAGCAUAG
Messenger RNA from Pseudocercospora fijiensis CIRAD86, 3495 nucleotides. RefSeq lists its product as uncharacterized. The coding region runs from base 1 to 3495 and encodes 1164 amino acids. The transcript has a single exon. The record is from RefSeq and is a predicted model, not a curated record. NCBI's taxonomy places the organism in Eukaryota, Fungi, Ascomycota, Dothideomycetes, Mycosphaerellales, Mycosphaerellaceae.